GUCAGAACAAAUUGUCAUUUGUCAAAAAUGAAACAUUCAUUUUCAAAAUUGUUCAAAAUGGCGUGCAACUAGGUUGUGUGUUACUGUUAAUAUUUUUGUUUUAAAAUUUUACACACUGUUAUCCUGAUAUUUAGUUUAAAUGGGUCGCUCGCCGAGUCCUCGGCGGCGUGACGACAGAAGAGAUCGCCGCGACAGAGAUAGGGACCGCGACAGGGAUCGCGACAGGCGGCGGCAGCGCACCCGGUCCCGCUCGCGGUCCCCGGACCGGCGGCGGCGCUCCCCGGAGCGGAGGCGUUCGCCGUCGCCGCGGCGCAGGCGCUCGGUGUCCCCGGCGCCUACCACCUCCUUCGUCCCCAAGCCGAAGAAGAAUUUCGGCGAGCGACCGAUCGUGACGCCGGCCGACCUGGAGGGCAAGACGCCCGAGGAGCAGGAGAUGCUGAAGGUGAUGGGUUUCUGCGGCUUCGACACGACCAAAGGUAAGAAAGUCGAGGAUAAUAUCGACGGCGAAGUGCACGUCGUCCUCAAGCGCAAAUAUAGGCAAUACAUGAACAGGAAAGGCGGAUUCAAUAGGCCUUUGGACUUUGUCGCGUAGCUCGGUAACGCACAAUCUACUCAUGCUAGUGUUAGACCUGCAGGGUCUGUGUUUUUAGACACUUAUGUGAUAUUCGCUUCUCAGCUUGCCUUUGUGCUUCAUUUUAUAUAGGUGCUCAGAAAAGUCAUCCAUGUUUACAUACUCAGUCCUAGACAGCAUACUUGAAGCAGAUAGUAACUGCAGAUAAAUAAUAAUAAUACAUUUGGUCCUGCAUCUGCUUGACACAUAAGAAAGGGAACUGGUUCAUGACCUUUUGUUACUUGACAUUGAGCACAUCCCUCGCGGGGAGAGUAUGAAUACUACAAUAUAAUUAUGUUGGCUCGGUUACUGCUUUCUUUUGGCACAAAGGCAAGCUCUAAGCCACCUUUUACUUAGGAAUAAGUGUUAACAUUCUGUUGCUGAUGUUUUAGAGAUGCAACUGUGGUAUUACAUUGAUAUUUAAGUUAAAUAUUAUUUAUUAUUAAGUAAAAAGCUGGCAACGUACAGAUUAAACCAAUUUUUUUUUAAUGAAAUAAAAUAUUGAGAUUUUUCCUUUAAUUAUUAAUAUAGCUAUUUGGCAAAUUACACCAGGCUGAUAAUAUCAUAAUAUCACAUUUGCAUCCUACCUUAAUAUAAUUCUGCCACAAAACACAAAGCAAUUACAUUCCAGAUAAAUAGCAGCAAUGCAAUGUUAUGCCAUGGCCUGGUAAACAUUUAUUUUGUUAUGACUAAACCACAUUAUGACCACCCUGUAAUUCUGGGUUAAACAUAACCCUGGGUAUAUAUUUAUUAUCUUUCAUUUUAAUGAUACAUAUUAUUCAUAAAAUUGAAUACUUUCGGUCUUACCACAAAAGAUUUAAACAUUAUUUUAUUGAACAGUUAU
Aricia agestis (brown argus) is the source of this 1454-nucleotide messenger RNA. It is a transcript of the gene ytr, whose product is annotated as U4/U6.U5 small nuclear ribonucleoprotein 27 kDa protein. Bases 140 to 592 code for a protein of 150 amino acids. Gene Ontology annotation, cellular component: precatalytic spliceosome. The transcript has 2 exons. Gene Ontology annotation, biological process: RNA splicing. Lineage: Eukaryota; Metazoa; Arthropoda; Insecta; Lepidoptera; Lycaenidae. The record is from RefSeq and is a predicted model, not a curated record.